GGAAUGGAAGAAUAUUCUACGUCAGUAGUCUGGCAGUGGCAGUUCUCAUUAUCGUGAUGACUUUAACAAAAUAUUUUUUUUAUUUAAUUCGUUAUUUAUACAAAAACUAAUGCUUACCAAUGGAGGAGAAAUAUAUACCUAUAUUUGUUUUAACCGGAAUUUUCGGAGCAAUAAUGGCUUUUGGGCCAUUUUUGGUACGGAAAGGUCCUAACAGGGGGUGAGUUUUUGUGCCUACACCAUACUGUAGGUACUGGUUCUACGCUAUAUAUGGACAAAUAAUAAUAAAAUUUCAAGCAGACUUUAAACGCUUGGUCUCAGGUACUUUAAGUACACCAAAAAUUACACGGAAAGCACCUGGUACUAUAACUGGAAUAAUUCAAAAAGAUAACAUCAUUUGGGUGACUACGUAUAUUGCUCAAAUGAAUCCUUUAGCUGGGCCACGCUUACACAAUACAACUUUGGCGUGGAUUCAAUAUGCUUUCGGUAAUACCGUUGCUGGUCCACAAUUACGCGUAGUCACUACUUCAACUACGACACCCGAUACCUCAUCACCUGCUUCUGCAUUUAAAAAUAUGAUGACAAUAAGACCACCCAGACCAGAUCACAAACCUGGUGAAGGACCAGAUUUCGGGCCAGGCCACAGACCCGGUGACGGACCAGAUUUUGGGCCAGGUCACAGACCAGGUGAAGGACCAGAUUUUGGACCAGGUCACAUACCCGGUUACGGACCAGAUUUUGGACCAGGUGAAGGACCAGAUUUUGGACCAGGUCACAGACCAGGUGAAGGACCAGAUUUAGGACCAGGUCACAGACCCGGUGACGGACCAGAUUUUGGACCAGGUUACAGACCAGGUGAAGGACCAGUUUUCGGACCAGGUCAUAGACCCGGUGACGGACCAGAUUUUGGACCAGGUCACAGACCAGGUGAAGGACCAGAUUUUGGACCAGGUCACAAACCAGGUGAAGGACCAGAAUUAGGACCAGGCCACAGACCUGGUGAAGGACCGGAUUUUGGACCAGGCCACAGACCUGGUGACGAACUUGAUUAUGGACCAGGUCAUAGACCCGGUCACAGACCUGGCGAAGGACCUAAUUUUGGACCAGGUCACAGACCUGGUGAAGGACCUGAUUUUGGACCAGGUCACAGUCCCGGUGAAGAACCAGACUUUGGGCCAGGCCACAGACCCGGUGACGGACUUGAUUAUGGACCAGGUCAUAGACCCGGUCACGGACCUGGCGAAGGACCGGAUUUUGGACCAGGCGAAGGACCAGAUUUUGGACCAGGUCACAGACCUGGUGAAGGACCGGAUUUUGGACCAGGACACAGACCCGGUGACGGACUAGAUUAUGGUCCAGGUCAUAAACCCGGUCACAGACCUGGCGAAGGGGCGGAUUUCGGACCAGGUUAUAAACCUGGUGAAGGACAAGAUUUUGGACCAGGCCAUAGACCUGGUGAAGGACCAGACUUUGGGCCAGGUCAUAGACCUGGUGAAGGACCAGAUUUUGGACCAGGCCACAGACCUGGUGAAGGGCCAGAUUUUGGGCCAGGCCAUAGACCUGGUGAAAGACCAGAUUUAGGACCAGGGCACAGACCUGGAGAAGGACCAGAUUUUGGACCAGGAUACAAACCUGGUGAGGGACCAGACUUUGGGCCAGGUCAUAGACCUGGUGAAGGACCAGACUCUGGGCCAGGUCACAGACCUGGUGAAGGAUCGGAUUUUGGACCAGGUCAUAGACCAGAAGAAGGACCAGAUUUUGGACCAGGAUACAAACCUGGUGAGGGACCAGGCCAUAGGCCUGGUGAAGGACCAGGCUCUGGGCCAGGUCACAGACCUGGUGAAGGAUCGGAUUUUGGACCAGGUCAUAGACCAGGAGAAGGACCAGAUUUUGGACCAGGAUACAAACCUGGUGAGGGACCAGACUUUGGACCUGACCAUAGGCCUGGUGAAGGGCCAGACUCCGGGCCCGGUCACAGACCUGGCGAGGGACCAGAUUUUGGUCCAGGUCACAAGCCUGGUGAAGAACCAGACUUUGGUCCAGGUCACCGGCCGGAUGAGGGACCCGACUUUAGUCCAGGUUACAAACCCGGUGAAGGACCAGAUUCUGGACCGGGUCACAGGCCAAGUGAAGGGCCAGACUUUGGUCCAGGACAUAGACCAGGUGUUGGACCAGAUUUGGGACCCGGUCAUAGACCUGGUGAAGGACCUGAUUUUGGACCGGGUGUUGAACCAGGUGAAGGUCCCGAUUAUGGAUCAGGCCAGAAACCCGGUGAAGGACCUGUUUUUGUACCAGGUGAUAGUCCCGGUGAAGGACCGAACUUUGGACCGGGUCAAGGGCCUGGUGAAGGACCCGACUUUGGACCUGGUCAUAUACCUGGUGAAGGGCCGGACUUUGUACCGGGUCACAGGCCCGGUGAAGGACCAGAGUUUGGACCAGGCCACGGGCCUGGUGAGGAGCCAGACUCUGGUCCAGGCCACAGGCCUGGUCAGGGACCUGAGGGACCAGACUACGGACCAGGAUAUAAACCUGGUGAGGGACCAGAAUUUGGACCAGGAUACAAACCCGGUGAGGGAACAGACUUUGGACCAGACCAUAGGCCUGGUGAAGGACCGGUUUUGGGACCAGGUCACAGUCCUGGUGAGGGACCAGACUUUGGACCAGGUUACAAACCCGGUGAGGGACCAGACCAUAGCCCUGGUGAAGGACCGGAUUUUGGACCCGGCCACAGGCCUGGUGGAGGUGAAGACUUUGGACCAGGUCACAUGCCUGGUGAGGGACCAGACUCUAGACCAGGUCAGAGGCCGAGUGAGGGACCAGACUUUGGUCCUGGUCACAGACCUGGUGAAGGACCGGAUUCUGGACCAGGUCACGGGCCCGGUGAGGGACCAGGCUUUGGACCAGGUCACAGGCCGAUUGAGGGACCAGACUUUGGUCCAGGUCACAGACCCGGUGAAGGACCAGACUCUGGUCCAGGUCACAGGCCUGGUGAGGGACCUGAAUUUGGUCCAGGUCAUAGGCCGGGUGAGGGUCCUGACUUUGGUCCAGGUCACAGACCCGGCGAAGGACCAGAAUCUGGACCAGGUCACAGGCCUGAUGAGGGACCAGACUUUGGACCAGGUCACAGGCCGGGUGAGGGAUCAGACUUUGGUCCAGGUCACAGACCCGGUGAAGGAUCAGAUUCUGGACCAGGUCACAGGCCGGGUUAUGGACCAGACUUUGGACCAGGUCAUAGACCCGGUGAAGGAGGAGGAUCGGAUUUUGGACCAGGUGGUGGACCCGAUUAUGGACCAGAAGGUGUGGAAACGAGUCGCAAACCAGGUCUAAUCCUUGGACCAGAUGGCAAUCCGAUUAUUGAAUCAUUUGAAUUGAACACUGUUGAAAUACCUGAUGAAGCACCGAAAGAGAUACCAGACGAAAUGUUUUUGUACGUUGAGUAGGUUUUUCUGUUUUUCUAAUAUAUUAUUCGGUAUACGGUAUAUUGCAUCAGAAUUAUUUCCAUUUCACUCUGUGUCCUGGCAAAGUGCACACUAGUCUAUAGUUUUUUAGCAGUCAUUACGUAUAGUAACCUAACACGCAAUUCACAGCGAAAGUUAUUUAAAUUGUCUGUUAUUAUGUUACCAUACCCAAUUCGCAACAAUAAUGGUCCCAACGCUUCGAGAGAAAGAUUUUAAUUCUGAAAUUGUCCGCUGUUUCUAUUUAAGUACUAUUUUCUAUAGACUAUGUUACUAUACGUAAAUGUUACUUACCUAAUAGUAACAUUCAUAACAAGAUUUUGAUCUUUAAAUUAUCUUCUGUUUCUCUUACAACGGACUUCACUUUUUCUGUUUAGUGAAUUAUAUUGAAGUCUAUUAUUAUGUACUUUUUUUAAUUCCAGCUAAGUAUACCUACUUUAUUUAGCGUAUUUGUUAAUGUUAGUACUAUACAAACUAA
This is a messenger RNA of Plodia interpunctella (Indianmeal moth), 3930 nucleotides long. Its product is annotated as fibroin heavy chain-like. Lineage: Eukaryota; Metazoa; Arthropoda; Insecta; Lepidoptera; Pyralidae. Gene Ontology annotation, biological process: proton transmembrane transport. Gene Ontology annotation, molecular function: proton-transporting ATPase activity, rotational mechanism. The transcript has 3 exons. Gene Ontology annotation, cellular component: proton-transporting V-type ATPase, V0 domain. Bases 420 to 3437 code for a protein of 1005 amino acids. The record is from RefSeq and is a predicted model, not a curated record.